AUGUUUCGCGCCGCCCCAAAGUUCAGAUCAUUAGCCCGUCCGUCAACUCUCUACCGCCGCCCGCUCACCACCACCGCCCAUCUCCGCCGCCUCGUACAGCCGGGCGAGCCUGUCAGGUCACAUACCGUUCGCUUCCAGCCUCCGCCGUUAUUCACUCCUCUCCGUAUCGCUUCCUUCUUUCUCUACUCAUCAUGCCUCGUCGCAUAUGUCUGGUACUUCUUCCCGGACAUCGAGAUUGAGAUCCAGGAGGGUGAAGAAGCCGAAGAGCCUCGCAUAUCCGAUUCCGAGUUUGCAGAUGAGGACUCCUAUUUCGUUCCCUUGACGUGGGCUAAGAAACUGCCUCGGUCCUUCUACAAGGGCUCGGAUCCGGAGUGGCAAGAAUUCGUCAAGGUCUCAAAGGACAAGGCUCGCCACAAGAAGAUUCAAUCCGAACUGGUCAAGAUCGUCUUCGACACCGCUCAAAAGCACCCCGCCUUCGUCAAGCAGCUUGGUCGCGACACCAAGGUUGGCCAGUGUUGGCUCGACAUCAUCUUCCCGGACGGCCCUCCUCAGGAGUAUGCUCGCGCAGGUAUUGAGGUUGGCGACGACUUCGUUGCCUAUUCCCUCCAGCGCAUCGACGCCCAACAGCAACACCGCAUCACCCGUACUCUCUGGCCAACUGCUGCCUUCAAUGGCCUCUACAACAGCACAAAGGUCCUCGCAGGUUUCCAAUACCAUCGCUUGAAACAGUUGCUUGGCUGGGAGAUUGACACCAAACCCGGCAGUCAAGACGCCAAAUAUCAACAAUUACUGCAAUUGCUCGAGGCCCAACAGGCCCAACAACAGGCAGCACAGGCCAAGACACAAGCAGGAGCCGGCGCACCAGAAUCAGCAAAUGUAGACAAGGAACAGAGCAGUGCCUCGUCGCUCUUCCCAUGGGCCAAAGUGCCGCAACCACCCUCGAGCAUAGAGAUGCCCAUAGCCCAACACAUCUUCCACGCCACACUUGCCCAGGGAAAGAUGCCCAAGAAGAUGGAGCCGCCAAGGGGAAGCUUUGUCGUCCAAGGAUUGAUCCAACUUAAGGGCAGCAGAUCUAUUCUAACUCUGGAUGUGCAAGCUUUCUAUGAUCCCAAGGCUAGCCAUUUCUCUGUGGUGAAUGCGACACCUAGGACUAUCAAGCAGCGCAAGCAGUCGCCCAAGGGCGGGAACUGA
This is a messenger RNA of Aureobasidium pullulans EXF-150, 1191 nucleotides long. RefSeq lists its product as uncharacterized. The transcript has 2 exons. NCBI's taxonomy places the organism in Eukaryota, Fungi, Ascomycota, Dothideomycetes, Dothideales, Saccotheciaceae. Bases 1 to 1191 code for a protein of 396 amino acids. The record is from RefSeq and is a predicted model, not a curated record.